GGGACAUUCAGAUCCGGAGGCAUCAGUUUCCUCAUCGAGCUGUUCCUUUAAAACCACCUCGGAAUAAAGAGAAUUUCAGUGACUGGCAGAGAAUCAACGGAACGGUUCUCCUUCUCUUCAUUUUUACGCACAUCUUAAAGUGAACGGCGAGGCUCAACCCAGGAUCCCUUCCUUCAGAAAAAAUGUCCAAAGUCGAAAGCAGGAAUGGUCACGCCGACAAGCAGAGAAACGGAGAUGCAAGGACGGAAAAAGUGGACGAUGUUUUCGACGACACCUACAAGGAAAAAGAGGGGAAACCGCCGACGAGAUAUGUGUGGAGAAAUAUCAUCCUGAUGACCCUCCUCCAUACCGGUGCACUUUAUGGGCUGACUCUCGUUCCCUCCGCGUCGAGGUCAACUCUCGCAUGGAGUGCUGUAUGCUACAUGAUCAGCGCUCUGGGCGUGACCGCUGGAGCCCACAGAUUGUGGAGCCAUAGAUCCUAUAAGGCUUCUUUCCCCCUGCGAGUCUUCCUUGCUCUCGCUAACUCCAUGGCAUUCCAGAACGACAUAUAUGAGUGGGCGAGGGACCACCGCGUUCACCACAAGUACUCUGAGACGGACGCCGACCCCCACAACGCCACGCGCGGCUUCUUCUUCUCCCACGUCGGCUGGCUGCUGGUUCGCAAGCAUCCCGACGUCAUCGAAAAGGGGAAGAAACUGGAGCUGACAGACCUGAAGCAAGAUAAAGUGGUGAUGUUCCAAAGACGGCACUACAAGCUCUCUGUGGUGCUUCUUUGCUUCCUCGUGCCCACGUUGGUCCCCUGGUACUUCUGGGGUGAAUCCUUGGCUGUGGGAUACUUUGUCUCUGGACUCCUGAGAUACACCAUGGUGCUCAACGCCACCUGGCUGGUCAACAGCGCCGCGCACAUAUGGGGCAACAGGCCGUAUGACAAGACCAUUAACCCAAGGGAGAACUCGCUGGUUGCAUUCAGUGCCAUAGGGGAAGGCUUCCACAACUACCACCACACAUUCCCUUUCGACUACGCUACGAGUGAGUUCGGCUGCAAGCUCAACCUCACCACUGCCUUCAUCGACCUGAUGUGCUUUCUGGGUUUGGCCGAGGACCGCAAGAAGGUUUCAAAGGAAAUCAUUGUUGCCCGCAUACAGCGAACCGGGGACGGCAGCAACAAAAGCGGCUGAGUCACGGCCGCUAUGCGCUCGGCAACUGAUACAAUAUGUCGUACCAAGACAGAACGUAGCAGCAGGUAUAGCAGCAUUUCACUUAUCGAGUGGUGAUUACCAUGCUUCAGAUUAUAAAUUAAACCUCUUCUUGAGACUAAUGGACCUUUCCAUAAAAUGUGUGGGUCUGUUUAAGUUUUGAAGUGUUCUCACCUACUCUUAUCCGCGGGCAGCGAUUUGGCUGCUCGUGGAAGCACAGCUUUUUUACCAUAAUAUCAAACAGGCGGGAGGAGAUUGAAAGUCUAUUUUGGCCACAUUAGCACAACAAAACAAUAGCAGUGUGUAAAAGCAGUGAUUACAGAAUAAUUUACUGUACCUUUUUAUUUAUUAAUUUGCUAUUUAUUAAUAGUAUUUGGCACUUUGAAAGCUUUAUUGAAACCCUUAAUAGUAAGGUUUCUCUGCAGACAAGACUGAUGUCUAUUGUUGAAGCUCCUGUCAGUAGUGCUUUGUUUCAUUCCAUAAAGUGCAGUUAUAGCUUGGUAUUUGGCUAUUUUAAGCUAAGGGUUGCUCUAUUUUAGGUAAACUAGUAGUCUUCCUAAACCUGCUGUAUUCAAGGCCAACGUCAACACAGUCAGUCCUCUAUUGAACUACCCCCUCUUGUCAUACCUGCUCCACACUUGGGGAUAUUUAAUGAGUUUUCGUAUACUGACUAAAAACUUAAGUUCACACCUUUCCUGGUAUAACACUAUGUAUACCUCUUGUUGAAAAUGUGACGCCGCCUCAGACUCCAUCAUUCGGUCUCUCUAUGUAGGUGCCUCUGGACUGAAACCUUAAAACGAGACAUGUCACUUUUAAGCUGGAAGAAAUAAUUAUUUUUGCAUUUAUUUUCUAUUCAUUUCAAAUACAGUCACACGUUCCCCCUCUCCUUCAAAUAAGGCCAAAAGGCAUGCAUAUAGAGGCUUAUAUUUUUGUGCUUGGUGAUAUUAUUGAAACAUUUAUGAGGAGUCUUGCCCAUAUGCCUUAUGAGGUUUGCACACCUGUUUAAAAAAAAAAAAAAAGAAAGAAAGAAAGAAAAAAAAACGUGAAUGAAUUAGGGCUUAGGAUUCUGUCGAAUCGGUUGUUUGGUGUCUGUCUGCUUUCGAGGAACUCUUGAAAAAGUGAAUUCCCUUUUUCCCAUUUAAAAUGAAAUUCUGGCUUGCCAUGUUUUCACUUUUCUGUAACCAAACAACUGCAUUACUCUGAAGCAAACGUGGCUAUGACAUCCUUAGUGAUACUGUUGUAAUAUCUGUUGCCUUUACAGAGCAACGGUAACAGUGCAAUGGUGUUAAAAAUGGCACUUUUUUUUCAAAGAAUGUUUUUGUAUGUAUCGUAUGUACCGCAAAUAAACCAAAUUUUCUACAUGUGAACAAAUAUGUUGGAAUUCUGUAAUACUCCCGAUUCAUAUAUUGAAUAAAAACUGAACACACCA
Mugil cephalus (flathead mullet) is the source of this 2625-nucleotide messenger RNA. It is a transcript of the gene scdb, whose product is annotated as stearoyl-CoA desaturase b. Gene Ontology annotation, cellular component: endoplasmic reticulum membrane. Gene Ontology annotation, biological process: unsaturated fatty acid biosynthetic process; response to fatty acid. Gene Ontology annotation, molecular function: iron ion binding; palmitoyl-CoA 9-desaturase activity; stearoyl-CoA 9-desaturase activity. The transcript is spliced from 6 exons. Lineage: Eukaryota; Metazoa; Chordata; Actinopteri; Mugiliformes; Mugilidae. The coding region runs from base 183 to 1178 and encodes 331 amino acids. The record is from RefSeq and is a predicted model, not a curated record.